Messenger RNA from Drosophila busckii, 1561 nucleotides. Its product is annotated as protein yellow. Lineage: Eukaryota; Metazoa; Arthropoda; Insecta; Diptera; Drosophilidae. The transcript has 3 exons. Gene Ontology annotation, cellular component: extracellular region. The record is from RefSeq and is a predicted model, not a curated record. The coding region runs from base 114 to 1490 and encodes 458 amino acids.
UCAGCGUGGUCGCGUGGCUUUGAGCUAAGCUGCCGACUUUUAGUUUCGUUUUGAGCUUCGUUAAUGUCGGUUGUGCUUUUUUCGCUGUCUGCCUAAAUAAAAAGUUAAUCAGCAUGCUGUCUAUUUGCGCUGCGAGGGCGGCGCUGCUGCUUUGCGUAGGUGUGGGCGUGGCACUGGGCAAAGAUAAUCUGCGUGUGGCCUACGAAUGGCGUGAAAUGGAUUUCAAAUAUGAAAGCGACGAUGCGCGCUGGACGGCAAUCGAAAGCGGAGCCUUUAAGCCGGCGAAUGUGAUUCCCUUCGGCAUCGAGCUGCAUCGCCAGCGCCUGUUUGUAACGCUCCCCAGAUGGCGCCACGGUGUGCCAGCCACGCUGGGCUACCUUGAUCUUAAUGACACCUCCAGCAAGAUGCCUGUACUGCAGCCCUAUCCCAGCUGGGUGGCGCAUAAUCUGGCCGAAACUGAGCCGGAGCUAGUGUCGCCAUUUAGAGUGCGCGCUGAUCGCUGUGGACGUCUCUGGGUGCUGGACUCGCGCAUUGCGGGCGUGCUGGAGCAAACCAAGAUUUAUGGCAGCGCGCAGCUUUUGGUUUACGAUUUGCAUAAUGAUGAUUUGCUUAGACGCUAUGCUAUACCCGCUAGCCAGAGCAAGACGAGCUCGUUCUUUGCCAAUUUGGCUGUGGAGGAUGCGGAUUGUGAGCAUAGCUAUGCUUAUGUUGCGGAUUUGGGUGCGCCUGGUCUGGUGGUUUACUCUUGGCAUGAGCAAACGAGCUGGCGUGUUUCACAUCACUUUUUCCAUCCCGAUCCUGUAGCGGGCAACUUUAGCAUUAAUGACAUAGAGUUUCAAUGGGAUGAUGGUCUUUAUGGCUUAGCGCUGUCCAAACCCGCAGCUGAUGGCUUUGCUACGCUUUAUUUUCAUCCGCUGAGCUCUACCAUGGAAUUCUCUGUUAACACCGCUGUGCUGCGUAAUCAGUCUCUGGCCAGCUCAUCUGAUAUUUAUCGCGAGUUCAAGGUGCUUGGCUCACGUGGCAAUGAUAUGCAGGCAGGCGCGCAGUUCCUCGAUACAGACAGCGAUGUGCUCUUCUACUCGCUGCCCAAUCAAAACUCCAUUGGCUGCUGGCGCACUCAACUCGACUACAAACUGCAGGAUCGCGUGCAAAUGAGCGAUACAGAGCUAAUCUUUCCCAGCGAUGUUAAGAUAGAUGCUGCACACAAUCUUUGGGUGCUGUCCAAUCAGCUGCAGAGCUUCAUCUACGACGAGCUCUAUCCCGGCAGCAUUAACUUUCGCAUACUCAAGGGCAGCGUAGCCAGCGCCAUUGAGCAAACCAUGUGCAAUGUGCCCAAGCCGCUGCCCAAGUUCAUCGAUACGCUGCACAAGACGCUCAACAAUACGCUGGACAAGGUUACGCAGCUUACGCAAGCGCCAUCUAGCGCUUCAAGCUUAGCUCUCAGUUUGGCUGCGCUCAGCUUGAGCUGUUUGGUCUGGCUGCAAGCUUAACCCAAACGCAUUAAUUUAAUUAGUUUAGCUUUACUUUUUAUUUGAUUAAAAACUUUGUACAUUUAUUUAAA